Messenger RNA from Vespa mandarinia (Asian giant hornet), 3881 nucleotides. RefSeq names its product Semaphorin 2a (gene Sema2a). Gene Ontology annotation, molecular function: chemorepellent activity; semaphorin receptor binding. Gene Ontology annotation, biological process: axon guidance; neural crest cell migration; positive regulation of cell migration. The record is from RefSeq and is a predicted model, not a curated record. Gene Ontology annotation, cellular component: plasma membrane. Lineage: Eukaryota; Metazoa; Arthropoda; Insecta; Hymenoptera; Vespidae.
CUCCAAAGAGGGAGGUUGUUAUUGCGUCUCCUCUUAGCAACUUCGCGUUGUCCCGCCAUAACUCUCUUCUAACGUUUCUUAAUUACGCGUACUUUAUAAUUUCAUUAUUAAAGAAAUGAUAUGUACGAUGAUGUCGUGGCAUCGUUAAAAAUAUAUUCGCUAUGUAAACGAAAGGAUUUAUUCGCGUUAACGGUGAACAAAGUUUGUGGUGUUUCGAUGGAACCAAUGUGACGACAAACUUUACGUCCCUUUGUUAUAUUUAGUUGUGCCCGUACUAUUUCCUAAGUUAUUAUUCGACGAACGUGAAGAGGAAAAAUAAGGAAUAUAAAGAAAUAUUAGACGAAUUUAAGAACGGCAUUUAACACGGCAUUUGUGUUACUUAAUAUGGCGGCAAGGAGGAUCGGCGGGAAACGGAAGUAAUCGGUGGGAACAUGAUGCGAAUGAACGAGCAUACAUCGAAGAUCGUUCAAAGGUUUUUUUUUUUUUUUUAUAGAAAAGAGAGAUAAAAAUAUCGUCGUUUCUAAGAGAAACUUGAGCGACAGUGAACCAUUUUUGUUUUUAUGCUUACCUCUGGGAGAACUCGAGGACAAUAAAAGGAAAGUGGCUUUACAAGGAAGAAACACGAAAAGACAUCGAAUCAGCCAAAAGAGUAAGAAAGAAAGAGAGAGAGAGAGAGAGAUAGAGAAGGAAGGAAGGAGAGAAGCGGAGGAAGAAUUCCUUUGUCCUCCGAGGCAGUACCGAAGGCGUUCAAGAGAAAGGAAGACAGAGUGAAAGAGGGGAUACGAAACGAGCACGCGGUUGAGUUUUCAUCUCUCUCUCUUCUCUCGUGUAUAUAUAUAUAUAUAUAUACACACAUACCUGUGCGCCAUUGGUAAAAGAUUCCGUGCCUCGAAGCUAAAAAGAGAGGAGAAACAGAGGUCGUAGAAGAGAAUGAUAGACGGACAUGCGCGUUUUUAAUAUAUACUCGUUUAGUGUUCGUUAGAACGUUUUAUAUUGCGAAUGCCGAGAUAUUGCGUGUCAUUCAAAUUUAAUUCUUUAUCUCCAAACUACAAAGUGAUAUCUUGCUUAAGUUUAUUUCUCGUUUGGAUACUCGUGAAUUCGUUCUAAAUGGAUCGGUGAGAGAGAGAGAGGAAGAGAGAGAGAGAGAGAGAGAGAGAGAGAUCUGUUUCAUUUAGUUUCGUAAUUUGUCAAAAAAAAAAAAAAAAAAAAAAAAAAAAAAAGAAAAAAAAGAAAAUUGUUCUCCGAUCAAUUCGAGUGCUAAAAGAUUUCAGGUGAUACAUUUUAUUACUUAAAAUUUCUAUAUACGAAGUAAAAGAGGGAGAAUAGAAAAAUCUGUGAAAGUUCAUUUGGAAGAAUGCAGAGACGAAGGUUACCGGAUACGAUGGCGUUGCUGGUGAGGGCAGCUGUUUUAGCAGCUGUCCUGGGACAAUUUCUGCCUAGCGGUUUGGCCAGCAGAUUGUUAGCUGCUGCUCAUCCUGGACAUGCUUAUUUCGAACAACCUUGCUGUGGUCGAUCUCACCUGAGGCAUCACAAAGAACACGUACGAGAAUUCAGCUGUGGUAUGCUCUACUACAGAACACUCUAUCUGGAUAGUAAAAGGGAUGCUCUUUACGUUGGCGCGAUGGACAAAAUCUUCAGAUUGAAUCUAAGCAAUAUCAGCCACUCGAAUUGCGAGAGGGAUGCUCUAAAUCUGGAACCAAGUAAUGUCGCUAAUUGUGUUUCAAAGGGUAAAUCCGAGCAUUUCGACUGUCGUAACCACAUAAGAGUGAUACAACCAAUGGGAGAUGGCAAUCGACUCUACAUGUGCGGCACAAACGCACACUCUCCAAAGGAUUGGGUGAUUUAUAGCAAUCUAACGCAUUUACCACGACACGAGUUCGUUCCCGGCGUUGGGAUGGGUAUAGCAAAGUGUCCUUACGAUCCUGCUGAUAAUUCGACGGCAGUGUGGGUAGAAAAGGGCAAUCCUGGUGAUUUGCCGGCCCUUUAUUCCGGCACAAACGCCGAAUUUACGAAAGCCGACACAGUCAUCUUUCGUACGGAUCUUUACAAUUUGACGACCGGCCGAAAAGCUUUUAGCUUCAAGAGGACCCUCAAGUAUGACUCCAAAUGGCUCGAUAAACCAAACUUCGUUGGAUCGUACGACAUUGGUAGUUACGUGUUCUUCUUUUUCCGCGAGACCGCGGUUGAGUACAUAAAUUGCGGUAAAAGUGUAUACUCUCGCGUGGCCAGGGUUUGCAAGAGAGACACCGGUGGUAAAAAGAUACUGUCUCAGAAUUGGGUGACGUAUCUGAAAGCCAGACUGAAUUGCUCGAUACCCGGUGAAUUUCCCUUCUACUUCAACGAAAUACAGAGCAUUUACAAAGUGCCAGGCGACGACACACACUUUUAUGGAACUUUUACAACUUCGACAAACGGAUUGAUGGGUUCAGCAAUCUGUUCCUUCCACAUCGACUCGAUCCAAGAAGCUUUCCGUGGGAAAUUUAAAGAACAAGCAACGAGUAGCAGUGCAUGGUUGCCUGUACUAUCAAAUAAAGUACCAGAACCACGUCCGGGACAGUGUGUGAACGACACAGAAUCUUUACCGGAUACCGUCCUCAAUUUUAUAAGAUCUCAUCCAUUGAUGGACUCUGCGAUCUCGCACGAGAACGAGAAGCCGGUCUUUUACAAACGUGACGUCAUGCUCACACGACUCGUUGUCGAUAAACUUCGUAUCGACUUUGUCGGCAUUGAUUUGGAUUACACGGUCUACUACGCUGGAUCCAGUGAUGGCCGCGUUCAUAAGGUCGUCCAAUGGAUCGACAACAACGGCGAGUCUCAGUCGAUCCUCUUGGACGUGUUUGACGUCACGCCUGGAGAACCGAUUCAGGCGAUGGAAAUUUCUAAGGAGCACAAGGCACUCUACGUCGCAUCGGAUCAUCGAAUAAAGCAGAUCGAUCUUGUAAUGUGUACACGCCGAUACGACAACUGCUUGCGCUGCGUUCACGAUCCCUAUUGCGGUUGGGACAAAGACAGCAAUACCUGCAAGCCAUACGAGCCAGGAUUACUCCAAGAUGUAUCGAAUAGCACGGCAGACGUAUGCGAUAGUAGCGUGGGUAAACGAAAGCUCGUGGUGACGUGGGGUCAAUCGGUUCAUCUCGGUUGUUUCGUGAAAAUGCCAGAGGUUUUAGCAAAUCAGGAGGUCAGAUGGUAUCACUACAGUAAAGAAAAGGGCCGAUAUCAGAUAGCUUACAAAUACGGUGUCGGUGGUGACAAGUUCAUUGAAACUUCGGAAAAAGGAUUGGUUAUCGUUGGCGUGAACGAACAGGAUGCCGGCAGAUACGAUUGCUGGCUCGGUGGUGCACUUCUUUGCUCUUACAAUAUUACCGUGGACGCUCACAGAUGUUCAGCACCGGCUAAGUCUAAUGAUUAUCAAAAGAUUUAUUCGAAUUGGUGUCACGAAUUCGAAAAAUACAAAUCUGCGAUGAAGAGUUGGGAACGGAGACAAGCGCAAUGCGUUUCGUGCCAGAACGAUAGCAAUCAGAAUCUCCAUACGAACGAAGUAUAUGGCACUCCCUUGGUCUGAUAGAACCGUUCGUUGGAACACACAUCGAGCCAAGAUUACGAAUAUCAGAGCGCUCUGACGAUGACACGAGAGGGUCGCGUUGGUCCAGCGACGAACACGGGGACGAGAGGUAGUGGCAGCACCAACACCAACAACACCAGCAUCCGUAGUAUCGCUCUUAGCUUGCUACUGAUUCUCGGAAAUCUUCGAUUUCUCGAGUUCCUUAGUCCGAACGAAGAUACUCGGUUAUCGAACGAUUAAAAUCCGAAACGCAAUAAAAAGAGAAAAGGGAGGGAGAGUAAAGAGGGAGAAAGAGAGAAAGAAAGAGAGAGAGAGAGAG